CGACUUCCAGGAGCGCGUGAGCCUGCACAUGGAGAAGCACGGCUGCAGCCUGCCCUCCCCGCUCUGCCGUCCGGCCUAUGCCGACAGCGUCCCCACCUGCGUCAUUGCCAAGGUGCUGGAGAAGCCUGACCCCAACAGCCUGUCCUCCCGCCUGUCUGAUGCCUCAGCCCGCGACCUGGCCUUCCGGGAUGGGAUGGAGAAGCAGGGCCCACGGCCCCCCUACAAGGGGGACAUCUACUGCAGCGACACGGCCCUCUACUGCCCCGAGGAGCGGCGGCGCACCCGGCGGCCCAGCGUGGACGCGCCCGUGACCGACGUGGGUUUCCUGCGGGCUCACAACUCCACCGACAGCGCGGCCGAGGAGGAGGAGGAGGCCGAGGCGGCCGCCUUCCCCGCAGGCUUCCAGCAUGAGGCCUUCCCAGGCUAUGCGGGCUCGCUGCCCACGUCCAGCUCUUACUCCAGCUUCAGCGCCACGUCAGAGGAGAAGGAGCACGCCCAGGCCAGCACGCUCACUGCCUCGCAGCAGGCCAUCUACCUGAACAGCCGUGACGAGCUCUUCGACCGCAAGCCACCCGCCGCUGCCUAUGAGGGCAGCCCGCGCUUUGCCAAGGCCACGGCCAGCGUGGCAGCGCCGCUCGAGGCCGAGGUGGCCCCGGGGUUUGCGCGGACCAUGUCUCCGUACCCCGCCGAGCCCUUCCGCUUCCCGGCUUCCCCGGGCCCCCAGCAGGCCCUGAUGCCCCCAAACCUGUGGAGCCUGCGGGCCAAGCCGGGGACGGCCCGGCUCCCUGGGGAGGACGUGCGGGGCCAGUGGCGGCCCCUGAGCGUGGAGGACAUUGGCGCCUACUCCUACCCGGCCACCACCGCCGGCCGCGCCUCACCCUGCAGCUUCUCGGAACGCUACUACGGCAGCGGGGGCAGCCCGGGCAAGAAGGCCGAGGGUCGCGCCAGCCCCCUCUAUGCCACCUACAAGGCCGACAGCUUCUCGGAGGGUGACGACCUCUCCCAGGGCCACCUGGCAGAGCCCCACUUCCUCCGGGCCAGCGGCGACCUGAGUCUGAGCCCCAGCCGCGCGGCUGACCCACUGCCCGGCUACGCGCCCAGCCAGGGGGACGCGGAGAGGCUUGGGGUGCAGCUGUGCGGGGCAGGCGGCAGCCCUGAGCCGGAGCAUAGCCCCCACAGUUCCAGGGACUCCCUGGAGCCCAGCUCCAUGGAGGCCUCCCCGGAGAUGCACCCCACUGCCCGCCUCAGCCCCCAGCCAGCCUUCCCGCGGACUGGUGGCUCGGGGCUCAGCCGCAAGGACAGCCUCACGAAAGCCCAGCUCUACGGAACCUUGCUCAACUAGCGCCUGCCUGCAGGCCGCGGCCACCCACCCCACCUGGGCCCCGAGGGCACAGCGCGCCUCUCCCCGAGACACCCGUCCUCCCCAGCGCCCCCCCACCAACCAGGACCCUCUCUGCCACCCAACCCAGUCGAGCCUGAGAGGAGGUCCCCUCCCUCCCCACAGCAUCUUGUCCAUCCCAGCCCCACCACGGUGGAACGUUUUUCACAUCCCAACAUCCUUCCCCACCUGAGAUGAGCAUUUCCCCCCUUUUAUAAAGUGAAACUAUUUUUAUAGAGAAAAAGGGUCUUUCUUAACGCACUUGGCCUCCAGCUCCCUGGAUGGCAGCCUUGGCGUUUUCAAAACAAAGCUCCUUUAUUUUUCAGGGGAGGACAAGUGGGGCCUGCCCCUGGGAGGGGAAGGACGCUGUCUAUGGAGACACCCCCAGUGGGCCGGUGACCAGGGAACCCGAAACUCUGUCCACGAAGAGGGGAACUGGAAUGGGUGGAGGGAUGUGAAAUGUUUUUAAACUGUUUUCGCCGUGUGACCGAUACACCACCCCAGCUCUCCUGUGGUCCACUGUCCCGAGUGGGGCCGGUGCUCGUCCCCCAGUGUCCCGCUCCCCGGCACCACCUCGCUCUACCUCAGACAUAUUGAGGCCCUCCAACUCCCGGUUUCUGUGGCUUGCUCUCCUGUUGUCUGCGAUGCAUGCCCUGUCUCAGUUAGUACUGUACUUCUGUUCAUUAAUAAAAGACAUCGGUGGAAAGAA
Leptonychotes weddellii (Weddell seal) is the source of this 2087-nucleotide messenger RNA. Lineage: Eukaryota; Metazoa; Chordata; Mammalia; Carnivora; Phocidae. The record is from RefSeq and is a predicted model, not a curated record.